This is a messenger RNA of Nelumbo nucifera (sacred lotus), 2471 nucleotides long. NCBI's taxonomy places the organism in Eukaryota, Viridiplantae, Streptophyta, Magnoliopsida, Proteales, Nelumbonaceae. The record is from RefSeq and is a predicted model, not a curated record.
AUGGCUUUUCCCCCGGUUGUUUUGCUGCGGCUGCUUCAUCGGCUCCCCUUACUGCUGGUGUUGUGUUUAUGCGCAGCAACGACGCCGGUAAUAUCAUCAUUAACCAAGUCAGUGCAGGCAAAGCCCGGCUGCCCAGACAAAUGUGGGAACAUCACCGUUCCCUACCCGUUUGGCUUUGGAAACCAAAAUUGCUACAGAGAAGGCUUCCGACUAUCCUGCGACCAAACUUCCAAACCUCCCAAAUUGAUUCUGCUUCCUACUGUGGAUCCGGAAACAGGCCGAAACUACGACUUUGGGUCUAAUGGAUAUUUGGAAGUUACAGACAUAUCAUUAGAAGGUCAAUUGCACGUCCAUUCCUUCAUGCAAUAUCUUUGCUACCAAAAUUCCUCUGCUUCGCGUGAUAGCCCUGAGUUGGCCAGAAAUUCCUCUGCUUCGUGUUAUUAUAGGCCUUUUAUGAGCAGAAAUUCCUCUACUGUGUGUUAUAAGCCUGGGCUGGCCCCUUUUCGUGGGCAGGCCAGAAUCAAACAAGAUUGGACGAAUACCCCCUAUACCUAUUCCGACAGCAGCAACGUAUUCACGUCCGUCGGUUGCAGCGCUCAUGCUUACAUUGAUGUCUCCUCUAAUGUAAGUUCCCAGUAUCAGCACCAGCAGUAUACAUCCUUUCAGUACGGUUGUUCCAAUAACUGCAGCAGCAGCAGUGCCAAUAAUGCAGGAAAGGGCUAUUGCCAGGCCCCCAUCCCCAAGGGGGCAAAGAAUCUUGUUUGGCAUUUGGAUUUCGUAGAUAAUUCAUCUAUGUCUCUCAAUCCAUGCAUUUAUUCUUUCAUCUCUGUUGCGAAGUGGUACACCUCGGUAUCUCAUCUCUCGGGCCGUGAUGAUUUCUAUGCAAGAAAUGACAAAAUGAUUCCAGUCGUGCUCGACUGGUCAAUAGAGAAUGAAGCCUGCGAGAACGUUACAAUGAGAAACGCGACUACUUAUGCAUGUGGCAACAACAGCAGCUGCUACACAUCCCUUAACGGUUGGGGAUAUCUUUGCAAAUGUUUGGAAGGUUACCAAGGCAACCCCUAUCUCCAAGAUGGAUGCCAGGAUAUAAAUGAAUGCUUGAAUUCAACUAUGAACGAGUGCUCAUCACCAGGAAUUUGCGUCAAUACACCUGGGAGUUACUACUGCUCUUGCCCAUCUGGUACUGAGGGAGACGGAAGGCGCGGCUGCAUUCCCAUCCAUCUUGCUCCACCACCUUCACAGGCCAAACUUCGGGUGUUUCAAAUCCCAUUAGGUGUUUCCGUUGGCAUCUUAUUUGUACUAUUUGUCWGCUCUUUGCUAUAUUGGAGAAUAAAAAAUAGAAGGAAGAACAUAUGCAAGGAAAAAUACUUUCAACAAAAUGGAGGGCUCCUACUGAGACAACAACUUUCUUCAUAUGAUGUAAGUGUGGACAUUGCAAAGAUAUUUACGGAAGAAGAGCUCAAAAGGGCAACUAAUAAUUAUGAUGAGAAUCGGAUCCUAGGUCGUGGUGGCUAUGGUACAGUAUAUAAAGGAAUUUUUCCUAAUAAUAAGAUAGUUGCCAUUAAGAAGUCCAAAAUAGUUGAUGAAAGCCAAGUUGAACAAUUCAUCAAUGAGGUGGUUAUUCUUUCCCAAAUUAACCAUAGAAAUGUAGUGAAAUUUUUAGGUUGUUGCUUAGAGUCUGAAGUUCCAAUGUUAGUAUAUGAAUUCAUUACUAAUGGGACUUUGUUCCAUCAUAUUCAUGAUGAGGGACAGAGAUCUUCACUUUCAUGGGACAACCGUCUAAGGAUAGCUGCAGAAACUGCAUCAGCACUUGCAUAUAUGCAUUCUGCAGCCUCUCCCCCAAUCUUUCACAGAGAUAUUAAAUCUGCCAAUAUUCUUUUGGAUGAUAAUUAUACAGCAAAGGUGUCAGAUUUUGGAGCUUCAAGAUUAGUUCCAUUAGACCAAACUCARUUUACUACAUUAGUACAGGGCACAAUGGGGUACUUGGACCCAGAAUAUUUUCACACAAGUCGAUUGACAGAAAAGAGUGAUGUUUAUAGUUUUGGCAUAGUUCUUGCAGAACUAUUAACUGGUAGAAAAGCACUUGAAUUUGAUAGACCUGAAAAAGAGAAAAGCUURGCUCUCCACUUUAUUAGUUCCAUGAAAGAAGAAAAUAUUUUGGAUAUUUUGGAGGAUAGAGUGCUYUAUGAAGCUAAUGAGGAUCAACUUCAUGAAGUCGCUAAACUUGUAGAGAGGUGUCUAAGAGUGAAGGGAGAAGAAAGACCCACAAUGAAGGAAGUAGCGAUGGAACUGGAGGGGUUGCGUAGGUCUAACAAACAUCUUUGUGAUGAACCUCAUGAAGAAGUAGAAUGCUUGCUUGGGGAUCCACCAAAUUCUCAAAACUUCAAUACUACUGAAUAUGAUAGUUUGGGAAAUCAAGUUGUAAUAUCAUUAGAUUGUGGGCGAUGACUAUAUAUAAAGAAGUCUUUGGA